Messenger RNA from Oncorhynchus mykiss (rainbow trout), 1473 nucleotides. NCBI's taxonomy places the organism in Eukaryota, Metazoa, Chordata, Actinopteri, Salmoniformes, Salmonidae. The record is from RefSeq and is a predicted model, not a curated record.
UGCACCCAGGAGGAAGCCCAUUGGACGAUGCAACGUUGCUCUGGACCAAUCCAACUGCACUACCGUGCCAACUAUGAUGGGUACCGGAGGCUGCAGAGGGAUCUAUCGGAGGGAACGGUGACGUCAGGAGACUCAUUCUACAUCAGAAUCAACCUCAACAUCUCUGGCCAAUCAGACACCUGCUCCCUGAGCGUGCUUUGUGAUGAGGUGGUCCAUGUCCUGGACACGAUGCACCAGGGGAAGUGGGAGUGGCUUUGCUCCCGGGUCGAAGCCUACUCUGGAACCGACCUAUCGGAAAAAGGCACCAUCCCCUCUUACUCACGGGCCCAGCAGCUUCUCCUGGUAAAGAUGCAGAAGCUGGUGUGUCGAGGAGGAAGAGAGGAGAAUGACAGCCUGCGCAACUUCAAGAACAGCUUACAGCCUGAAGAGUCCAGCCUGUCCUCAGACCCCAAAUCCAGCCCUCGCAUGUCCAGAGCUAGCGUCUUCAUCACACAGAUACUACAGUUUGUCAGCAGGGUGGAUAAUAAGUAUAAGCGUAUGAACAGCAGUGAGCGUGUUCGCAUUGUGAGCUCAGGAAACCCGACGCUGCCCAGACCAGGCUUCGAAACCCUGAGACAGGAUGACUGUGCAGACCCAUACAGUGAUGUGAGUAGGAGUGUGAACCUGGUUCCGUACAGCCUGGUCUCCCCUCAGCGGGUCCAGAGGAAGAGGCCGGUUCUGAUCAGUCCAAACAGUCUGGCCCGGACCAUUAUUCAGAAGAUACUCAACAUGGGUGGAGCCAUGGACUUCAACAUCUGCAAACCAGAUGUCCUAACUAAAGAAGAGUUCUUAAUGAGACAGAGGAUUGAACCCAUCAUCUCCUCCAGAGAGAAGAACACCAACACCUACGAGGUUGUCUCUCCUGAGAACAUAGAGGCUGUUGCUGCAAAGGGUAAACACUGUUUGAUGGAGGCUGACGUGAGCUGUGUUAAAGACCUUUUGAGGAGAGAGAUCUACCCAAUCAUCAUCCACAUCAAGAUCUGUGACAAGAACAUCAGGAAGCUAAGGAAGCUGCCCCUUCGUGUGGACAGUGAGGAGGAGUUUGUCAGAGUGUGUCGGAGCAGAGAGAGAGAGCUGGAGAGUGUUCCGUGUCUCUAUGCGUGUCUGGAGCCUGAGGAAUGGGCUGGGCCUGAUGACCUCAUCAGAGUGGUGAAAGACAGAAUCCAGGAGGAACAGAGGAAGACUGUCUGGGUGGAGCAAGACCUGCUGUAACACACACAGAUUAAUGCAUGCACACACCUCACACACAAGGUGCGCAAGAUGGCGACGCUGGGUUAGAUGCCACAAAAUAGUUGGGAGUCCCCAGUAGGGGCUGCACACAAUUGGUCUUGGUUUGGCUGGGGUACGCCGUCAUUGUAAAUAGCAAUUUGUUCUUAACUGUCUUGCCUAAUUAAGUAAAGGUUAAAUAAAAUACAAAAUUGUUGAGAGGUUUUA